This is a messenger RNA of Suncus etruscus (white-toothed pygmy shrew), 2923 nucleotides long. It is a transcript of the gene NCKIPSD, whose product is annotated as NCK interacting protein with SH3 domain. The transcript has 13 exons. Gene Ontology annotation, molecular function: Arp2/3 complex binding; protein binding. Gene Ontology annotation, biological process: endocytosis. The record is from RefSeq and is a predicted model, not a curated record. Bases 85 to 2214 code for a protein of 709 amino acids. NCBI's taxonomy places the organism in Eukaryota, Metazoa, Chordata, Mammalia, Eulipotyphla, Soricidae.
GGGCGGGUGCGCGCGCAUGCGCCGUGCGCCCCGGCUGUCCUCCCGGCCUGGAGUCCCGGUUCCGCAUCCCCGCGGCCCGGCCUGAUGUACCGAGCACUGUACGCCUUCCGCUCGGCGGAGCCCAACGCGCUGGGGUUCGCCGCGGGCGAGACCUUCCUGGUGCUGGAGCGCAGCAGCACGCACUGGUGGCUGGCGGCGAGGGCGCGCAGUGGGGAGACGGGCUACGUGCCCCCCGCCUACCUGCACCGCCUGCAGGGCCUGGACCAUGAUGUCCUCCAAGCCAUUGAUCGGGCCAUCGAGGCUGUGCACAAUGCUGCCAUGCGGGAUGGGGGCAAGUACAGCCUGGAGCAGCGAGGGGUCCUCCAGAAGCUGAUCCACCACCGGAAGGAGACAUUGUCCCGCAGAGGCCCCACGGCUGCCACCAACCCAGCAGCUCUGCCCCCGUCCACCAGUGACCAUCACCUGGACGCUGCCAGGCAGCCCAAUGGGGUCUGUCGAACGGGCUUCGAGAGACAGCACAGCCUGCCUAGUUCUGAGUUCCUCGGCGGGGCCGAUGGUGGGCUCUACCAGAUCCCACCACAGCCUCGCCGAGCAGCACCCACGACACCACCGCCACCCGUGAAGCGUCGCGACCGUGAUGCCCUGGUGAUAUCAGGGAGCGGUAGCCGCAAUGCCACGACCUCAGGGGGCAGCUCUGUGUGCAGUGGCUCCUCGGUCAGCAGCACGUCCCUGGACACGCUCUACACGGGCUGCAGCUCCACUGAGUCGGGGUCUAGCUGCUCACCCACGCCCCCUCCUGUGCCCCGCCGCGGCGCCCAUACCACCAUGUCCCAAACUCCAUCUUCCAAGGAGCCUGUCCCGGAGUCCUCUACUGAGGAAGAAGCAGUAGCAGCCCCAGAGGCACCGGAGGCGGUGGCUGCUCCAAGCCCAGAGACCACCGAGGAAAAGGCAGCGGGCGAGACAGUCGUGCCCAGGACCAUCGGUGCAGAACUGAUGGAGCUGGUGCGGAGAAACACAGGCCUGAGCCAUGACCUUUGCCGUGUGGCCAUAGGCGUCGUGGUGGGCCACAUCCAGGCCUCUGUGCCGGCCAGCUCCCCGGUUAUGGAGCAGGUCCUCCUCUCGCUGGUGGAAGGCAAGGACAUGAACAGUGCCCUGCCCUCAGGGCAAGUGUGCCAUGACCAGCAGCGGCUUGAAGUGAUCUUUGCCGACCUGGCCCGCCAUAAGGACGAUGCCCAGCAGCGGAGCUGGGCCCUGUACGAGGACGAGAGUGUCAUCCGCUGCUACCUGGAAGAGCUGCUACACAUUCUGACCGAUGCAUACCCUGAAGUGUGCAAGAAAAUGUGCAAGAGGAAUGAGUUCGAGUCUGUGCUGGCCUUGGUAGCCUAUUAUCAAAUGGAGCACCGGGUGUCUCUGAGACUGCUGCUCCUUAAGUGCUUCGGCGCCAUGUGCAGCCUGGAUGCAGCCAUCAUCUCUACACUGUUGUCAUCUGUGCUGCCGGUGGAGCUGGCACGGGACAUGCAGACGGACACGCAGGACCACCAGAAGCUCUGUUACUCUGCCCUCAUCUUGGCCAUGGUCUUCUCCAUGGGCGAGGCAAUACCCUACGCGCACUACGAUCACCUUGGCACACCCUUUGCCCAAUUUUUGCUGAGCAUUGUUGAGGAUGGGCUGCCCCUGGACACCACAGAGCAGCUGCCGGAUCUCUGCGUGAACCUGCUUCUGGCCCUCAACCUGCACCUACAAGCCCCUGACCAGAACGUCAUCAUGACUGCCCUGAGCAAGCAUGCCAAUGUCAAGAUCUUCUCUGAGAAGCUGCUACUGCUGGUGAACAGAGGGGAUGACCCGGUGCGCAUCUUCAAGCACGAGCCCCAGCCGCCUCACUCCGUUCUCAAGUUCCUGCAGGACGUGUUCGCCAGCCCCGACACUGCGACCAUCUUCUACCACACCGACAUGAUGGCUCUCAUCGACAUCAUCGUGAGGCACAUCUCGGACCUGUCCCCCGGAGAAAAGCUGCGGAUGGAAUACCUCUCCCUGAUGCAUGCCGUGGUCCGCUCCACGCCCUACCUGCAGCACCGCCACCGACUUCCCGACCUGCAAGCUACCCUGCGGCGCAUCCUGGCCGAGGAAGACGCCUCGCCCCAGUGCCAGAUGGAUCGCAUGAUUGUCCAGGAGAUGUGCAAGGAAUUCCCUGAGCUGGGCGAGGCCCCCAGCUAGCACCCGCUUGCUUGCUGCCCCUCUGCGGCCCGGGCAGGGUGCAGGGGACCCUAAGCUGGACCCUGAGAGUAUUUUGCACUGACAGUGUGAGGGGAGAUGGUGGUGGUGGAAGGGACUAGAAACAGGGCCCCCUCACACCCUAGGGAGCGCGAAUGUGAAGGGCCAAGUACGGGAUUGGGAACCAUAUUCUGGGAGCUGCACUGGAAUGGGGGACGUGUGAGCCGAAACCCCCGCCAUCUCCCAGCAGGCUACACCUUCAGCAUGCCCCCCUCCCUGCCUUCCAUGCGUGCACACACACAGUUCUGUGGCUAUUCCGGGUGGGCUUGAGCCCGAAGCCCCCCCACCCACACUCGACCCCCUGGCCUGGUCCAUAUCUGGGCCUGAUGAGGCCUGGCCUUGGGGUGAGGGAAGACCCACCCACCAGCUCUGUUCUUUGCCUUAGCUUUGCAGUGAGUGCUGCUUGUGCGCCCCACCCCAAGGGGGUGCUGUUCUUGCCCCCCCUCCCAGGGACCCUGGUCAAGCUACUGCCAGGGAGCAGAGCCCUGCCUGGGUCCAGGCCAUUUCUGGAACCUCACUGAAGUAGGGGGGGGGGGCACUCGGAGCCAACGACAGAAUCUAUUUUCUCUGUAAAGAUAUAGAUUGAAAAGCCAUGUGUAUUUUCCUAUGUGCUGCGACUCACCUUUGAAAAUAAAUGACAGACCUCUAGAAA